Messenger RNA from Astyanax mexicanus (Mexican tetra), 904 nucleotides. RefSeq names its product kallikrein-7. The transcript has 5 exons. Bases 30 to 791 code for a protein of 253 amino acids. NCBI's taxonomy places the organism in Eukaryota, Metazoa, Chordata, Actinopteri, Characiformes, Acestrorhamphidae. Gene Ontology annotation, molecular function: serine-type endopeptidase activity. Gene Ontology annotation, biological process: proteolysis. The record is from RefSeq and is a predicted model, not a curated record.
CAGUGGUCUUCGAGUGGUGUCUUUUCAGGAUGAAUGCCUUUCACAGAGUGCUGCUUGCUGCAGCUUUGAGCACACUGGUGUAUGAUGCCACUUUUGGAGAGAAAAUCAUUAAUGGUAAGAAAGCCAAGAAGAACACCCUGAAGUUCAUGGCUUCGGUGCAGGUUAAUGGAAAGCACAAAUGUGGAGGAUUUCUCAUAGACCCCAGCUUCGUACUCACUGCUGCCCACUGUUAUGACGGGGGUAAGAUGACAGUGGUUCUUGGCACUCAAACCAUCAGUGGAAAUAAUGGGGAAAGAUAUCCAGUGGCCAGUAAGUUCAGACCCACAUCAUACAAACAUCCAAAGACUGGGGAUGACAUCAUGUUGCUGAAGCUUUCCAACAAAGUAAAACUCAGUAAAGGUAUGAAGAUCAUCAAAAUGUCAAGCAAGGACAAAAUCAAGCCACAAACAAAGUGCCAGGUGGCAGGAUGGGGAAAGACUUUGACCCAGAACACAGUGAACGACCUCCUGGUGACUGAUAUAAAGGUUAUACCUUUUAAUGACUGUCAGAAUGAGUGGAAAGUUACGAAUAUUACACUCCCCGACAAUGUGCUGUGUGCAGGUGGAUAUGGCACUGAAAGUGGAGCAUGUCAGGGUGACUCUGGAGGACCUUUGGUGUGCAAAGGUGAAGCAGUGGGCAUUGUCUCCUUCAAUUUGGCUAAUAAUUGCAAUUAUCCAAAUGUACCCAACAUCUACACUCAGGUUUCCAAGUUCAGAACCUGGAUAAAGAAAAUGAUGAAAAAAAGUGCUUAAGUUUUUUUUUGUUUUUUUUUCCUGUUUUCUCUACAUUUUUUGUGCUGCUUUUGCCCUGACUGCAUGUGAUUACUCAUCAAAGCUUGAAUAAAACAUGUUUAUUUAAAUGUUAA